Molecule: messenger RNA, 782 nt
Organism: Paramecium sonneborni
Lineage: Eukaryota; Ciliophora; Oligohymenophorea; Peniculida; Parameciidae
Source: the annotation of a GenBank genome assembly
GUUAAUUAAUAAAAAUGAUGCCUCCACCAGAUCGAAUAAAUUAUGCUGAGAUGAAAGUUUAAGUAUUAGUUGGUUUGAUUCAUUAGAAAAUUCAAAUUCCAGUCUAAGUUGCCGUAUUGAAACCUGUCUAUGUAGAUUGUCCUUAUCCUUCAUAUGUUUUUGUUUAAGGAGAAAGUUAAGCUAAGUUAUUGGAAAGAUAGUAUGGAAAUUGGAGACAAUUUUUAAAUACUCCUUAAAUAAGAUAAGAAAUAUUGAAUGUUUUCAGCGAUACUGAAUCUGAUUCAGAAGAAGAAAAGAAAAAGAAAAAGAAAAAAGGUAAAUCUUCUAAAGCUAAAAUAAAAAAUGAAUAAAAUAAUGCGAAAGAAUUAAUUUAAAAUCAAUAAUAGAUUCCAUAAUAUUAAAAUUAGAAUUAACAAUCUAUUUAAACAUAUUCUCAAGCUGAUUAAAAUAACAUUUAUAAUUAAAUUAAACCACCAAUCGUUUUGGAUGAUAGAGGGGCUAAUUUUGAAAAGUAAAAUGUAUUUCCAAACACUUUGUAAAGAAAUCAAACUUAAAGUUUUCCAACAGCAAAUAUUCUUUAAACUAGGUAUUAAAUUUACAUAUCAUUAUAAAAAGAAAUGAAUUAAUUCCAAAUAACUCUUCAAAUGUUUCAAGAGGUAGACAAGACUUAUAAAAUUAUAAAAGUAAAUUAAUCUUUUUAUUUAGCAUUUCUAUAAAAAUCAUAAUAAAAUUUACCUUUAGGAGAGGCUGGAAAAUCAAGAUAUGAAUUUUAAAAUAACUGA